Talaromyces marneffei is the source of this 267-nucleotide messenger RNA. RefSeq lists its product as uncharacterized. The transcript has a single exon. NCBI's taxonomy places the organism in Eukaryota, Fungi, Ascomycota, Eurotiomycetes, Eurotiales, Trichocomaceae. The record is from RefSeq and is a predicted model, not a curated record. Gene Ontology annotation, cellular component: anaphase-promoting complex. Gene Ontology annotation, biological process: anaphase-promoting complex-dependent catabolic process. The coding region runs from base 1 to 267 and encodes 88 amino acids.
AUGCUCCGCCGCAAACCAACAGCUAUAACAAUCACCCCGGAAGACCUAAUCGCGUUCGAAGAAGAACGACUCCAAAAACUGGAACAAGAAGCAGCCAACAAACUCAACGCUGAGGGAGGAGGCGAGGGAGACGCUCGAUCCGAAUCUACGCUCAAUACCUCGGGCAAGAAAUACGACCCCAAUGAUGAGUUGAAGCCUUUACCGGGCGAUAAGGCGAGGAUUGUGAGAUCAAGAGAUGAGAGGAUUGGGGUUGGGAGGAGGGCUUGA